UCCAUUUAUAUCUCAAUUCUCUCCCAAAGCAAUGAGUGGCUCACGAGCGUCGAGUUCGGCGACUCCAACCGGACAGCGGCCAACAGCCAAAAGAUCUCCGUCCAUUUUGGUAACAGAUUCCAGAACCCAUACCAUCAAAGGUACACGAGCUCCGUUUGCUGGGCACAACUAUAAGAAACAACAGCAGCAACAGCAGCAACAAAACAAGUACACUGAUAUCUCCGUCGAUAAACUACUCAGCAAUAGUAGUGACAUUCCCUCCGGCCAACUGAGACUACCUCCACUUAUCUCUAGCACCAACCGUAGAGCAUCUUCUCCGCUUGGCUCACAACGUUCGCCGUCUCCUCCCGUAGCUAGUCUCCGUGCAAAUGGGCUUAGACGUAAUAUCAGAUCUAUUCCCAAGCUCUCACUGUCAUUACCUCUGAGAACAUCCAAAACAUCCCAGAAAUUGGUGUUGAUUCCUGAGCUGCAGCGCUACCAUACGAACUCUCCACCCAAUCUUCCUCCUAAUUCUACAUCUACACUGAGUCAAGCUUCAGCUGGAGCUGUUGUAGACGUCGAACUUCAGGCACAGAUAGAGCGUUCACGUGCGGAGAUGAUGUCCAAAGAUGCAAGAGCGCAGGAGUUCAGCCGGAUGACGGCGUACUUUAUAUGUGAACAGUUUAAUCUUGCAGGAGUUUCCAAGUUUUUGCGAGAAAACCACGAAGUCAAGCCGAGGAUGUACGAUGAGGCUCUUUAUGUUCCUUAUGCGUUACCUUUAUUACCUGGAGCAGACGGUUUUCGCGUCAAAUCAAACAACUCUGCCAAAUUACUACCGAACAAGAGGUACAUGGAAAAGAUGAUAAACAAGAGUGAACAGACUGACCACUUGUAUGAGUACUAUUCGGGUGUGGAGACACCUGAAGAUGCCAACAACUAUUCAAUGGAUCCUGAGCUUGAGAAUUUUGACAGCAGCUCGCCAUUUGAUCCCCUGGAGCCGCAAUUCUUCGCGCCACCCUUAGAGACUAGCGGGAUCAGUGAGGAUGGAGUAAAUAGCAUCUCCAGCAAUGGUGAAACAACCAACACCGUGGACACCAGUGAAUCCAAGGAAACGUCACCGUCAUCUGAUUCCAAACGUUCGCACUCUAUACACAGCUCACUCCAUAGUCAGGCUGAAGUUUCUAAACACCAUGCUGAAAUGUUUGUGUUUGCCUAUGGCAUUGUCGUAUUCUGGAACUUUUCCGAGAUUCAUGAGAAAAACAUCUUGGCUGAUUUGGCGUUUGCUGAUGAACCUCAACCUUUACUUAUCCAUCCCAUAGAUGAGCAGGACAUAGAGACAGAAGAGUUCCACUUUGAAUAUGACUCCCAGAUCCACCGUCCCCGUAUAUACAACGACAUGAUCACCUUGCGUUCGGGGGACCAUCUCAUUAAACUCACGAUGUCGCAUGCCAUCGCGCAGCUGACAAAGUUGUGUCUUUUCGAAAGUCGGAUGGUUAAUAUCUUACAGCUGAUUUCCAAGAUGCCUAAGAAAUUAGCCUUGACAGGAACUUUAGGAUUGAAACGUACGCAACUCUUGAAGAAGUCAGGUAAGCUCUUCAAGUUAAGAGUCGACGUCAAUCUCUCGAGCUCAAUCUUGGACACACCGGACUUCUUCUGGUCCAUCGAACCAGCUCUACACCCAUUGUACAACGCUGUACGGGAAUACUUGGAGAUCGAUCAACGUGUACAGGUCUUGAACGAUCGUUGCAAGGUCUUUUUGGAGUUUGUCGAUAUCGUCAGCGAUAGUAUGAACGAGAAAAACACAAACAGAAUCACUUGGAUGAUAAUUGUCAUCAUCUUUUUGAGUUUAACUGUCAGUGUGUUUGAGUUCUUUCUAGAGGUGAUAUAGACUGAGCAUUGAGAAUUGCUAAUAUCCCAAAAAUCUUGAAUGCCUUGAAAUUCACCUACAAAUUAAUCAUAAUUCAUCUUCGUCAUCGCAUACUGUUCAAGUACUAUAUAGCAUCACCCAUUAGCAUAUCCUUAAAUAACUCGAGUUUAAC
Molecule: messenger RNA, 2018 nt
Organism: Scheffersomyces stipitis CBS 6054
Lineage: Eukaryota; Fungi; Ascomycota; Pichiomycetes; Serinales; Debaryomycetaceae
Gene: RMD8
Exons: 3
Coding region: 32-1867 (611 amino acids)
Source: RefSeq, a predicted model, not a curated record